This is a messenger RNA of Salvia splendens (bonfire salvia), 831 nucleotides long. RefSeq names its product cytosolic sulfotransferase 5. Bases 1 to 831 code for a protein of 276 amino acids. Gene Ontology annotation, molecular function: sulfotransferase activity. NCBI's taxonomy places the organism in Eukaryota, Viridiplantae, Streptophyta, Magnoliopsida, Lamiales, Lamiaceae. The transcript has a single exon. The record is from RefSeq and is a predicted model, not a curated record.
AUGCCUGAAUCCAUCAAGCCAAUUCUAAGAGUCAUUAACAAUUUCAAGCCACUCCCUACCGAUGUAAUCGUAGCUACUUUUCCGAAAACCGGCACUACAUGGCUCAAAUCUCUCCUCUACUCCAUCCUCAACCGAUCCUCCAAACAUAACUUGGCCGUCCAACACCCACACAACCUUGUCCCCUUCUUGGAGGUGCAAGUGUUCGCAGAGUCUGAUGAGCCACUGCUUCUAGCAGCCCCCUCGGAUGAGCCUCGAAUAUUCUCCACACACAUCCCUUGUCAGCUCCUAGCCAAAACCCUAGAUUCUUCGGAAUGUAAGGUUGUUUACUUGACACGAAACCCUAAGGACACCCUUAUCUCCAUGUGGCAUUUUGUGAAUAAGUAUAAGCCGGAUCAGUCAUGGUCUCUCGAUGAGGCAACAGACUCAUUUUGUCGCGGGGUUGGCCUAUAUGCGCCUUACUAUGAUCAUGUGAUUGGGUAUAGAGAGCAGAGCCUCAAAAGGCCGGAGAACGUUAUGUUUGUGACUUUCGAGGAGAUGAUGGAAGAUCCACGUGGUUAUGUCAAGAAAUUGGACGAUUUCCUAGGAUGUCCAUUUGAGGAUGAAGAUGAAGUGGAAGAGAUUGUGAAGAAUUGUAGUAUUGAGGUACUAAGUAACCAUGAUGUCAAAAAGUCCAAGGAAUCACCAUCGCGGAUUCCAUUGCCGUAUAAUGCUUUCUUUAGAAAAGGGAAAAUUGGAGAUCAUAAUAAUUAUCUUAGUGAUGAGUCUAUUGAACGUAUUGACACGCUUACUCGAGAGAGAUUUCAUUCCUUAGGGUUUAUGUAUGGGAUUUAG